AUGGAGACCGUUGACUUGUUGACAUACAAUGAACUCGUUGAUAGAAGCGUUCAGAAAAAAAUGCUAUUUCAUUUGUUUGCCGACAUUUAUCGAACUAGCCACAAGGCGGACAACAACAAACGCGUGGCUGAUUACUACGAAAAAUUCGGAAAAAUUUUGCAAAAACAUGCUAAUUUUUUACACGAAAAAAACCACGUGUCUACGAAAAGUGUAGCGUUCGUCAAAAGCAACAUUACAUUAUUAACCGUAUCUCUGCCACUGACUACGUAUCGUUUGUUGGGUAGUUGA
Macrosiphum euphorbiae (potato aphid) is the source of this 288-nucleotide messenger RNA. The record is from the annotation of a GenBank genome assembly. NCBI's taxonomy places the organism in Eukaryota, Metazoa, Arthropoda, Insecta, Hemiptera, Aphididae.